AUGUCGGAAGACAGUAUCAAACCCCAGAGCAUGUCCAGUGGACCACGAAAUGUAUUGCGUCCAAACGAUUCCGCUAGUUUAUGGAAUUGCUCGCUCUCUCCAGGGUGGUCGCGAGAAGAAAGUGAAAUUUUACGUAAAGCAUUGAUUAAAUUUGGCAUUGGCAACUGGGCCAAAAUUAUCGAGUCACAGUGUCUGCCCGGUAAAACAAACGCGCAAAUGAAUUUGCAACUUCAACGAAUGUUGGGUCAACAGAGCACUGCUGAAUUUAAUGGACUUCAUAUUGAUCCGUUGGUCAUUGGAGAGAAGAAUUCUAAAAUACAAGGACCUACUGUCAAGCGAAAAAAUAAUUGUAUCGUGAAUACCGGAGGAAAACCUUCUCGAGAAGAAAUAAAGCGUCGAAUACAGAAGAAUAAAGAAUUAUAUGAACUUCCUGAAGAAAAAUGGAGUGAAUUUGAGUUGCCAAAACCAGAAGACCCUUUCUUGGUCCUUGAAGCUAAACGAAGUGAAUUGCGUCAUUUACAACACGAAUUGUCAAGCGUUGAAGAACAGAUUUCCGCAUUGCGUAAACAAAGGCAGUUGCAUUUGCAGCGGUUCCCUGGCGAAACUGAUUCUAGCGAAAACGAACCCGAGUGGGCGGUGGAAUACUAA
Molecule: messenger RNA, 648 nt
Organism: Paraglomus occultum
Lineage: Eukaryota; Fungi; Glomeromycota; Glomeromycetes; Paraglomerales; Paraglomeraceae
Source: the annotation of a GenBank genome assembly